UCGAUAAGUGCAUGGCAGCAGGACAGAUUAUGACAACGCUGCUUCAGCUUCAUGCGAGAUCAAAGGGUCCAGGAAUCCAGGAAAAGACAUCCCCUGGAAAUCUGCUCAGUUGCUUUAGACAUCACUCCUCAGGUCGGUCUGAGAUCUGGCAGAGUUUCAAAUGGACUCUUCCUGGAGAAUUAUCAACGCGAGUGGAGGGCACUCAGUGUAUCACAAACUAGAACAUUAGCACCAACAAGCUCCAAAGCAUCAUCACUCUCUGGAAAGCCUUCUGAAUUAGACAAGAGCUGCCUCUCAGCACAGCUACAAAACACUUUAAACCUGACCAGCUAAAUGGAGAAACCUUGCCUGCGGAGCUUUUAAACCGGGCUCUCCCCCAGCACGGGAGGCCUGCCUGCUCCGGGAGCUGGGGAGCCGGAGGAUGGAUCGCUGUGGCUGGCGAUGGCAAAAGGCAGCAGAAUGAGAGAUGCUAGGGAACUUUGUGUGGGUUACUGGCAUGCACGCUGGAUGGCGGUGAUGUGAGUGGCAACCGUGCUGUGACAUGAAGAUGCUGCUGGUUUAAGGCAAAAGAGACCGGUUUGAAAAAGAGAGAGGCAAAGGGAAGGCAAAAAAGGGAAGAGAGAGAAGAAAACAGCUGGAGAGAGGAGAAGGAGGGCAUUUGUUGAUGACAAAAGGAUGGGUUUCCAUUUAAUUAAGCAGCUGAGAGGCAUGAGUGUGGUGUUAGUGCUACUUCCUAUGGUGCUGUUUGUUAUGCUUGCGGGGGCUCAGCGAGCUUGCCCCAAGAACUGCAGAUGCGAUGGCAAGAUUGUGUACUGCGAAUCUCACGCAUUCAGAGACAUCCCUCAGAAUAUUUCUGGAGGGUCUCAAGGCUUAUCGUUACGGUACAACAGCAUUCAGAAGCUGAAAUCAAAUCAGUUUGCGGGCCUGAAUCAGCUCAUAUGGCUUUAUCUUGACCAUAAUUACAUCAGCUCCGUGGAUGAGGAUGCAUUUCAGGGGAUCCGCAGGCUGAAGGAAUUAAUUCUGAGCUCCAACAAAAUUACCCAUCUGCACAACAAAACCUUUCACCCGGUCCCCAACCUCCGCAACCUGGACCUCUCGUACAACAAGCUGCAGGUGUUGCAGUCCGAGCAGUUCAAGGGCCUCCGUAAACUCUUGAUCUUGCAUUUGCGGUCUAACUCGCUGAAGACCGUGCCCAUCCGAGUUUUCCAAGAUUGCCGAAACCUUGAUUUUCUGGAUUUGGGCUACAACCGCCUGCGGAGCUUAUCCCGUAAUGCUUUCGCUGGCCUUUUGAAGUUGACGGAGCUCCAUUUGGAGCACAACCAGUUUUCUAAGAUCAAUUUUGCCCACUUCCCACGCCUCUUCAACCUUCGCUCGAUUUACUUGCAGUGGAAUAGGAUCCGGUCUAUCAGCCAAGGGUUAACGUGGACUUGGAGUUCCUUGCACAACUUGGAUUUAUCAGGAAAUGACAUUACAGGGAUAGAGCCCGGGACGUUCCAGUGCCUCCCCAACCUCCAAAAGCUGAACCUGGAUUCCAACAAACUCACCAACAUCUCUCAGGAGACCAUCAACACGUGGAUCUCGCUCAUCUCCAUCACUCUGUCCGGAAAUAUGUGGGAAUGUACUCGAAGCAUUUGCCCUCUGUUCACUUGGCUUAAGAAUUUCAAGGGAAAUAAAGAGAGCACUAUGAUAUGUGCUGGCCCUAAACAUAUCCAGGGCGAAAAAGUGAGCGAUGCCGUGGAAACAUAUAAUAUCUGUGCUGAAAUCCAGGUGGUGGUUACCGAGAGAUCCUAUCAGGCGCCCAAAACCCCUCAGAGACCUGUCUUUAUCCCUAAACCCACCGUUUCCAAACUUGAAAGCAAUCAGCCAACAUCCGUGAUGCCGAGCCCUUCUGCAGACCUCCCGACGCCUGCAGUGGAGCCAGAGUACGAGCACGUUUCCUUCCACAAAAUAAUCGCGGGGAGCGUGGCCCUCUUUCUUUCCGUGGCCAUGAUUUUGUUGGUUAUCUACGUGUCGUGGAAGCGCUACCCAGCCAGCAUGAAACAGCUCCAGCAGCACUCUCUCAUGAAGAGGCGCAGGAAAAAGGCCAGAGAGUCUGAAAGGCAAAUGAACUCCCCUUUACAGGAGUAUUACGUGGACUACAAGCCAACAAACUCUGAGACCAUGGAUGUAUCCGUUAAUGGAUCUGGGCCCUGCACGUAUACCAUCUCUGGCUCCAGGGAAUGCGAGGUUCCUCACCACAUGAAGACUUUACCCUAUUACAGUUACGACCAACCGGUGAUCGGAUACUGCCAAGCCCACAAGCCUCUCCAUGUAAAUAAGGGGUACGACACCAUGUCCCGGGAGCAGGCUGAGACGACCAACCUGGAACUCAGUCGAGACCACAGCUUCAUAGCCACGAUCGCGCGUUCGGCUGCUCCAGCCAUUUACAUUGAGAGAAUACCAAACUAACGAUGGAGGCGACUUCUUCAGGGGGCGGAGUGGGGAGUUCUUUUGAGGGACCUUUCAUCUCAGAAGAGACCAGGGCAAGAAGCUAAAAUCUACCAUUCCAGUUACAAAUGUUCCAACACAGACAAAGGGAAGGGGAUAAAGCGAACUCCGCAGACUGUGGAAAUGCUGUCGUGCAGUACACACUGAGAACUUCAGGAUUUUCUUUGCUUUAAACUUUCAAACAAAUUCCUCAAUGUAAAUAUUAAAGAGAGAUUGUCGAGUUCUUAUUAAAAAAAAAAAUAGAUUUCACUCUAGCUACAUAAAGGGAUGGAUUAAGAGUUUUGUUUGUAUAUUUGAUUUUUCUACAUUGCACGGUUCCAGGGAAGGAGAACCACAGUGGUCAAGCGCUAAUAUUUCAAACCAGACAUGGGCAUUAAAGCUUAUGUUGAACCAAAAGGACAUUGGCAAUUGAUGCAGCAGAAACAAAGAAACUUGGGUGCAUGUACAUUUAAGAGACAGGCUGUACACUAUGGAGGGUGCUUUUGAUUUUUACUAUCUUCAUUGUGCUUCAUUGUUGACACUAUAAUUACUUUUCGGGCUCUAAAAAAAGGGAAAAACAUGCAAAUGGUGUAUCGACUCUCAUAUUUACAGUCCAGCGGUGCCGUAAGCAAAAUUAAUGGACAUUUGGGAACCAAAAUGGAAGUGAUGUGCUUGAAGUGGAUCAAAAGGAAAAUCUUUAAAAGCAAGAGUGUUUUGGUGAAACUCACUGGCUGACACAAUUUCUAAAACACAGGAGAAUGUGUAACAUUGUUUUUUGUUUUUUUAAUUAAUUAUUAUGAUCAGUUAGUUUUUGUGUAGUUUUUAUCAAUAAAAUGACAACAACAACAACAACAACAACAAGUGGUGGAAAAAAAAUAAACAUAUUAUUUUGUGGUUGGGACACCACAGCCAA
Messenger RNA from Anas platyrhynchos (mallard), 3379 nucleotides. It is a transcript of the gene LRRTM4, whose product is annotated as leucine rich repeat transmembrane neuronal 4. Lineage: Eukaryota; Metazoa; Chordata; Aves; Anseriformes; Anatidae. Gene Ontology annotation, molecular function: protein binding. The record is from RefSeq and is a predicted model, not a curated record.